Messenger RNA from Adineta steineri, 164 nucleotides. Lineage: Eukaryota; Metazoa; Rotifera; Eurotatoria; Adinetida; Adinetidae. The record is from the annotation of a GenBank genome assembly.
GGUGUGAAGGAAAAGAAGAAGGUGAAAUUGUUGUUGGUGGAAAUGGUGAAGGAAAUCAACCAAAUCAAUUACAUCAUCCUUUUGAUUUAUUCUUUGAUGAUGAAGGAAAUCUUUACGUUGCUGAUGCGGGAAAUAAUCGAAUUCAAAAAUUUGAAAUAAUUUAG